AUGUCGAAACAAUACCUCACAGCUCAUGUUCAGGAAGAAGCUCAUCCUUCCGACAUUUUUUCACUUGCCGUGACCUCUAGAUAUGUCAUAUCUGCAUCCGGUGACUCGAAUAUCAAACUAUGGGAUACUGCCUCACCCGAACAUCCACUCCUCCACACUUUUGUCAAAGCUCAUCCCUUAGGAACCCAUCACGUUGGGGUAAGCAGAGAUGGAAGAAUAGCAGCUAGCUCCGGAUUUGAUGGAGAGACUUUACUGUGGGACCUUGAACAGCUUAAAAAGAUCGGGAAUAUUGGAGGAAAGAACCCUGGAGAGGUCUGGGCCCUUUCUUUAUCAACUACUGGGAGUCUCCUUGCUUCAACAACCUACGAUGGAAGGGUAAUACUUUGGAAUGCACUGGAGCAAGGAACGAAGCUUCGGCAGUAUGAGACGAAAGGAAGCUUUGGCAUGUGUGUCGAAAUUUCUCCCGAUGGAAAACUCGUAGCAUCUGGUCACGAAAAUGGGGGUGUAUACAUCUUCAAUAAUGAGACAGGACGCAUUUUUCACUCCCUUCCCGGUCUCCUCAAACCAGUGAGAUGCGUCGCGUUUUCUCCUGCGGGAAAAUUACUUGCUGCGUGUGGUGAUUCCAAUUUUAUUGCACUAUAUGACGUGGCAUCUGGCGAACAAGUGGCCAAUCUUGCUGGGCACUCUAGCUGGGUGUUUUCUAUUGCGUGGAGUUCAAGCGGGGAGUAUAUUCUUAGUGGGUCGUUUGAUGGGAAAGCAAAGACAAAGCUUUGCACGAUAUGUUUCUACCGAGAGGCUACAGGAGGUUAG
This is a messenger RNA of Morchella sextelata, 810 nucleotides long. RefSeq lists its product as uncharacterized. The transcript is spliced from 9 exons. Bases 1 to 810 code for a protein of 269 amino acids. The record is from RefSeq and is a predicted model, not a curated record. NCBI's taxonomy places the organism in Eukaryota, Fungi, Ascomycota, Pezizomycetes, Pezizales, Morchellaceae. Gene Ontology annotation, molecular function: protein binding.